GUGAAUGUCUCUGUACCAAAGAAAACCAGAAAUAAUGGCACAUUAUAUGCAUAUAUAUUUGUUCAUCAUGCUGGCAUUUUGCCGUGGCAUGACGGUAAGCAGGUGCAUGUAGUAAGCCCUCUGACCACGUACAUGGUCCCUAAACCAGAAGAGAUUAAUUUGCUCACUGGAGAAUCAGCCACACAGCAAAUCGAAGCAGAAAAACAGACUAAUGCCCUAGAUGAGCCUGUCUCUCACUGGAGGUCAAGAUUAACCUUCAAUGUCAUGGUGGAAGAUUUUGUUUUUGACGGAUCAUCCCUGCCUGCUGACGUUCACCGUUACAUGAAGAUGGUUCAGUUGGGGAAGACAGUGCAUUACCUUCCAAUAUUAUUUAUUGAUCAGCUAAGCAACAGAGUGAAAGAUUUGAUGGUUAUAAAUCGUUCAACAACAGAGCUACCUCUUACGGUGUCAUAUGACAAAAUAUCUCUUGGAAAACUCCGAUUUUGGAUCCACAUGCAGGAUGCUGUGUACUCCCUCCAACAAUUUGGGUUUUCGGAAAAGGAUGCAGAUGAAGUAAAAGGAAUUUUUGUUGACACUAACCUGUACUUUCUGGCUUUGACAUUCUUCGUAGCAGCGUUCCAUCUUCUCUUUGAUUUCCUUGCAUUCAAAAAUGACAUCAGUUUUUGGAAGAAAAAGAGGAGCAUGAUUGGGAUGUCUACAAAAGCAGUGCUGUGGCGGUGCUUUAGUACUGUGGUAAUAUUUCUUUUCCUUUUGGAUGAACAAACAAGUUUACUGGUGCUGAUCCCAGCAGGCAUUGGUGCAGUGAUUGAGCUCUGGAAAGUAAAGAAAGCUUUGAAAAUGACAAUCAACUGGCAAGGCUUGAGACCCAAAAUGCAGUUUGGUGCAUACACUGACUCUGAAAAGAAAACUGAGGAGUAUGACACCCAGGCUAUGAAAUACUUGUCAUAUUUGCUCUAUCCACUGUGUAUUGGAGGUGCAGGUUACUCCUUGCUGAAUGUCAAAUACAAAAGCUGGUACUCCUGGUUGAUUAACAGCUUUGUCAAUGGAGUGUAUGCUUUUGGAUUCCUCUUCAUGCUACCCCAGCUGUUUGUAAACUACAAGAUGAAAUCUGUUGCACACUUACCGUGGAAGGCUUUCACAUACAAAGCAUUCAACACCUUUAUUGAUGAUAUAUUUGCUUUUAUCAUCACUAUGCCAACAUCUCAUAGGCUGGCAUGCUUUAGAGACGAUGUCGUGUUCCUGGUCUAUCUUUACCAAAGAUGGCUUUAUCCUGUGGAUAAGAGCAGAGUGAAUGAGUAUGGAGAAUCUUAUGAAGAAAAGCCCAAAAAAAAAACCUCAUAGAGAAUAACUACGAAUUGAAGAAGAUUCUGACCCCUGGACUCUUACUGGCUUCAUGUAUUAUCUGGUCUUAAGGAAGGAAAAACUUAUUUAAUAAGAGUAUUUUUAAAGCUUAUGACAGAAGUACAUGGACAAUACAUCUUCUAUAUUGCCAAAAUCUAGUUUUGAUACCCUCCUAUUUCAAGAUCCUCUUUUGUCCUCACAAGGUCCACAGUCUGCCAAAUGUCAUUAAAUAAACUUCCUGCACUUAAACUUCUCUUCAGUGAAAACCUAAGUGUCCUGACCAUUGUAGUUAAUAUCCAAAUCUACAUUUUUUGAGACAACUCACUCACUGGGAGUGUGGUGCCUGUGCCACUAGGCUGUGAAAAGUGAAAAAACAAGCCAGUGUGUUACAGCAGAAUCGAGCAUUAUUGCCAAACUGGAGGCUGUCAAAAAUAAAGUAUAGUAUUGGUUAUAUGCUAAUUACAAAUCAUUCUCAGUUGAUAACAGAGAUAAUGGAAAUUCUAGAAAUCAUGGUUAAAGUUGUGGGCAUUUAAGUUCAUAGCUUAAAAAAAAAAUUCUGUUGGAAAUAGAGGAUGAGAGAGAUAGGGUUGUUAAAAUUUGAAUUCUGCCACGUUCUUAGCCCACAACAUGGCAGAGGGUUUCAAUUGUCUUAAACUGAACGAAGAUGUGAAAAAACUAACAUGGUUUCUUUCAAUAUGUAUCCAAGUUUAUAUAAAUCCUUCUGCAUUGUUGACAAACCUUCUGAUUUGUUGGCAUAGCAGGUAUUCAUAUAAUGCAAAUCAUUGUUAUGUGCUAGGAAAGUCUCUUGACACAUCUGAAAUUCCUCGUUAUGUGGUAUCCCCAGUGACCUGCUAGGCCAAUUCUCUCGUGUUUCAAAUGGAAUAAAUAAUUCCUUGGUCAUUCCCCUCUCACUUCCUUCUCCAUUCUAUUUAAAAGAUGAAACACACAUCAUUCAAGUGGAAUGAUUUUGCUCAAAUACAAUACAGGUUCAAAAACUACCUGGAUGCAGAGGAGAAAAAACCAGCCUGGUGAAGAACAGGUGUCUUA
Molecule: messenger RNA, 2388 nt
Organism: Opisthocomus hoazin
Lineage: Eukaryota; Metazoa; Chordata; Aves; Opisthocomiformes; Opisthocomidae
Source: RefSeq, a predicted model, not a curated record